Molecule: messenger RNA, 1595 nt
Organism: Erigeron canadensis
Lineage: Eukaryota; Viridiplantae; Streptophyta; Magnoliopsida; Asterales; Asteraceae
Product: phenylalanine--tRNA ligase, chloroplastic/mitochondrial
Exons: 10
Coding region: 66-1367 (433 amino acids)
Biological process (GO): phenylalanyl-tRNA aminoacylation
Cellular component (GO): mitochondrion; cytoplasm
Molecular function (GO): tRNA binding; ATP binding; phenylalanine-tRNA ligase activity
Source: RefSeq, a predicted model, not a curated record
UCCGGUACAUAAAUCCCCAUUUCACAAAUCCCACCAGAAAAAAAAAUAAAUUGUGAAGUGAAAGAAUGGCUGCUGCUGCAGCAACAUUUGGUCACCAUAUCCUAAGGGUUCAUUCAAAACCCUCUUCUUCUUUCUUGUUUAAUAAAAUCAAACAAUCAUCAUCAGUAAAUGGAUUUAGGAACACAUCUUUCUUUUUCGCCCGCAGACACAAAUGCACACAAACACUUGCAACUUCUUCUUCACUCCUUGAACUUGGUGGUGUUAAAAUUUCCAAACAAGAUGUCGUUAAGGAUGAACCGACAAAUAAUGUCCCUGAUUUGAUUUUCACUAAACUUGGAUUACAGCUUCAUAGGAGAGAUAAUCAUCCUCUUGGGAUCCUCAAGAAUGCAAUAUACGAGUAUUUCGACACCAACUACAACAAUCAGUUUCAUAAGUUUGACGAUCUCUGUCCUAUUGUCACUACUAAACAGAAUUUUGAUGACGUUUUAGUGCCUGCUGAUCAUGUAAGCAGGAGUUACAAUGAUACAUACUAUGUUGAUGCAGAAACUGUGCUGAGGUGCCACACUAGUGCCCAUCAGGCUGAUCUAUUAAGGGAAGGGUAUGCCAAUUUUCUUGUUACUGGUGAUGUUUAUCGUAGAGACUCAAUUGAUUCAACUCAUUACCCUGUAUUCCAUCAGAUGGAAGGAGUUAGAGUCUUCACUCCAAAUGAUUGGAAUGGUUCCGGCGUGGAUGGCACUGCAUAUGCUGCACAAGAUCUAAAAGCAUGCCUCGAGGGUUUGGCACGUCAUCUAUUUGGUGCGGUCGAAAUGCGCUGGGUUGACUCUUAUUUUCCAUUUACAAAUCCAUCUUUUGAACUUGAGAUAUAUUUCCAGGAGAAGUGGUUGGAGGUUCUUGGUUGCGGUGUGAUGGAACAAGAAAUAUUAAAACGGGGUGGAAAAACUGAUAAUACGGCUUGGGCUUUUGGACUUGGGUUGGAGCGUUUGGCAAUGGUCCUAUUUGACAUCCCUGAUAUUAGACUCUUUUGGUCUACUGAUAAGCGAUUUACGUCUCAGUUUACGAAAGGUCAACUUGGGAUCAAGUUCAAGCCAUUUUCAAAGUAUCCGCCUUGUUAUAAAGACAUGAGUUUCUGGAUCAAUGAUUCAUUUACUGAAAAUAAUUUAUGUGAGAUUGUCAGAGGGGUUGCUGGUGAUCUCGCCGAAGAGGUACAACUGAUUGACAACUUCACCAACAAAAAGGGAAUGACCAGUCAUUGCUAUAGGAUUACAUAUCGCUCCAUGGAGCGUUCUCUUACAGACGAGGAAAUUAACGAACUACAGUGGAAUGUUCGAGACAAGGUGCAAAGUGAGAUGAAUGUUGAACUAAGAUAGUUUUCAUUAUCAUAAUGAAGUUUUGUGAAUACCUUCCAUCUAUUUACAGCAUUUGUUUUCGAUUGAUGACAUUUUCAUAAGCUGCAUUGUUACGUUAUAUGCACCUGUCUUUAUUUUGAUCCAUACAACAAUUUCUAUAAGUUUUAGUGUAGUUUCUAGCAUGUAAGCAAGAAUGUGAACUAUAUGUAAACUUUAAAGUACUAUCAAUCAAAUUUGCGUUGGUCUUUA